AUGAAAGAAUUGCUGGGCGAAUUGGUAGUUAGCUGCUCUCCUACUGGAUGGAAGUGCAUGGAAGACCUACGCAUUUUUUUGAUCGAGUUUUCCCGGCAGCAACCGUCAGUCAUUGCCCGUUCUUAUGUAUUGCUCUUCCUGUACGCUGACAGCAAAAUUUAUGGCGAAUACAACUUCAUGGAUUGGCUGUCGGCAGCGAUGGUGAUGAACGGAGUUCCUUCCGUAUUGCUCUCGACGCAAGAGGGCGUGCUGUAUUCGUCGCGGUGUAUUGAAACUGUGUACGAGUCGCUCAAAGUCUUUUUGCACAACCGUUCGCGACAGCGUGCGCGAAUUGAAUAUUUAUUGGGUGAGUGGAGCAUACUUCAAGCCGACGCUGCUGCCGUAGACGAAAGAUUUACGACCGAGAUGAACAUACCGAAAGCUGCACAUCCGCGGUACUUUACAGCUUGGACUCUUGAGGAAUCAGUGCAUUUGAUGACCCAAUACGUGGUGUUGGGGCUAGAGCUGGGAUUAUAUGCGCCUUCAGAGUUUGGAACAGCAUACUGGUAUCUGGAUUACUUGGAAGGCUCACGUCUCCAAAAUCUGAAUGUUACAUGGACCUUUGUGGAAAAGAUGGGGAAGAUUAUGCCGCAACGCCCAGCAACCGAGCAGUGUAGACAGAUUGUCGCACCUCCGACACCGCAAGCUGGCGCUGUGGCGAGCAAGUCUUUAAAGAAGUCGAAGACAAAGCACAAGAAGCACCACAACGGCGUCGGUGCAGUAGCCGUCACAGAAUCCUCAGAUUCUACAAGCCGAUCCGUUGACUACACCAGAGCUCGAUUUCUUCGCGAGAUAAAGUAUACGGAAUUGCUGCGCAGUCUGAUGCGAGCCUUCUUCCAGCUAUUCAACGCACUCGAACGCGAAGGGCUUGUGGAGGUCAAGUUGCCCACGUACAGCACCUUCACAAUUCGAUUCCAGCACCGCUUUGCGCCUUUCCGGAAGCUGCAUUACCCUGCUGCACUUACGUACGAGGACUUUAACGAGAACAACGACUUCUCUCUAUACGAGCCGGAUCUCAUCUACAAGUCGGCGGAGGAAUGCUUCAAGACAGCCCGAGCACAUGCUGAGGAGCUGCUGAGGGAUAAAGAAGAAAUCAACACCAUCGCCACUGCAAAUGGCAAGAAACUUGUCCGCGGCUCGGAGCUUCAGACACUGCUCAAGGUGUCUGUAUCGAACUGCGUUCGUCUUGCCCAACGCCGUCCGAAUGCAAGCGGUGGCAAGUCGAAGAAGGCUUCGCAAGGUGUCACGACGCCGAUAGAGUUUGACUUUUCCAUUCACCCGCACUUUCCUGUGGUGGUGUUUCCUGCGUCGUAA
Messenger RNA from Peronospora matthiolae, 1353 nucleotides. The record is from the annotation of a GenBank genome assembly. Lineage: Eukaryota; Oomycota; Peronosporomycetes; Peronosporales; Peronosporaceae.